This is a messenger RNA of Caenorhabditis briggsae, 297 nucleotides long. The record is from RefSeq and is a predicted model, not a curated record. The transcript is spliced from 2 exons. The coding region runs from base 1 to 297 and encodes 98 amino acids. NCBI's taxonomy places the organism in Eukaryota, Metazoa, Nematoda, Chromadorea, Rhabditida, Rhabditidae.
AUGCGUGACUAUGUAAUAAUUUGUUUGUUUCGAUCCCCCCUUUUUUUAUACUCCCGAAUACAAUUUCUCUUUCUUUGCCAACUCAUUCUUUAUUAUUCAACCCGUACUCUUGUUGCGCAGAAUAUGCACGACGAGGCGCUAGAGAAAAAGGGAACCCCCACAAGACGAAAAUCGAUAGACUGCUCUUACGUAAUCUCAGCCGAAUUUCAUUUCGAAAUUUCUUCUACGUUUUGUUUUCGGAUGACGCCAGGUUUUUUCAUAAAAAACUGUUUUUUUCGAAAUCUGUUAAAUACCUGA